AUGUACGACGUGCAGGAUCUGCGCUCGUUCUACAAGCGGAGCGACAAGGUGGCGAUCGCCGUGCUGCCCCAAUUCGAUCAUCGGCUGGGCACGGUCGUGCUCAACGCGCUGGCCAAUCUCCCCGCUGAGUGGAAGAUCCAAAUCUUUCACAGCCCAGAGAUUGCACACAACGUGACCAGCCUGGCGUCGCUGAUGCAGUAUCACCGGAUCGGUAGGCUCACGCUGACGCCCACCAUCAACGGCUCCAUGUCCUACGAAGACUACAGCGACCUGAUGAAAAACGUUAACUUUUGGGAGCAAGUGCAAGGCGAGCAUGUGCUCACGAUCCAGACAGACGCGGUGCUCUGCUCCAAUUCGCCCUACUCCAUCAACGACUUCCUCGAGUACGACUGGGUCGGCGCACCCUGGAAGAAGUGGCCCCACCUCCUCGCCGGUAACGGAGGUCUCUCGCUGCGACGCAAGUCAAAGCUGAUCGAGACUAUCAAGAAGUGCGUGGUCGAGAAGCCGCGCGUGGAGGACAUGUGGUAUGCCUACUGCUUUCGGCAGCUGCCCCACAUGGGCCGCAGCUUCAGCGUCAAGCUCGCGCCGCAGGAUGUCUCCCAGCACUUCGCCGUCGAAACGCUGUACUCGCCCACCCCGCUGGGCGUGCACAAGCCCUGGGCCUGGCUUCCCUACGACGAGGCACGUAUCAGCUGGAGAAGCUGA
This is a messenger RNA of Acanthamoeba castellanii str. Neff, 705 nucleotides long. RefSeq lists its product as uncharacterized. The record is from RefSeq and is a predicted model, not a curated record. Lineage: Eukaryota; Discosea; Longamoebia; Acanthamoebidae. The coding region runs from base 1 to 705 and encodes 234 amino acids. The transcript is spliced from 5 exons.